Messenger RNA from Rhododendron vialii, 1048 nucleotides. RefSeq names its product transcription repressor OFP12-like. NCBI's taxonomy places the organism in Eukaryota, Viridiplantae, Streptophyta, Magnoliopsida, Ericales, Ericaceae. Bases 152 to 868 code for a protein of 238 amino acids. The transcript has a single exon. Gene Ontology annotation, biological process: negative regulation of DNA-templated transcription. The record is from RefSeq and is a predicted model, not a curated record.
UGAGCGGAUCCCACACACCUCUAUUGUUUGCAAAGUGCAAAAAUAUGUGACUUCGGAUAAAUAUAGGUUGCCCCUCUCUCUCUCUCUCUCUCUCUCUCUCUCUCUCUCAGAAGAUAACACAGAAGAUAAAACAGAGAGAGAGAGAGAACAAAUGAGGAGCAAACUGGAAAGAAGUAUCAACAUGUGCUUCUCAAAGAUCAAACUCCCAGGCACCACCCCCAAAGUCACCACCGAUUCUCCCCCAUUCCCUCCAAAAGAUCACAGCCGUCCAUUACCCCACCCCACAACCACCACCGAAUCACCCUCAUUCCCUCCGGAAGAUCUCAGCCGUCCAUUACCAAACCCCACCACAACCACCACCACCAAUCUCGUCAAGAAUUUCAACUCUCUCUACGACGACCCCACCUUCGACUCCACCUCCCUUUCCAAAUCUCUCUCCUCUUCCUCCCCCUCCUCCUCCUCCUCCUCCGCCGCACCCGAUCUCGCCGCCGCCUUCGCCUCCCAACGCUUCUUCUUCUCCUCCCCCGGCCGCUCCAACUCCAUCGUCGAAUCCUCCUCCUCAUUCUCGUUCUCCUCCUCCUCGUCGUUAACUACUUCCGUUCGAUCCGACAGUAUAGUCGGCGGCGGCGUGGCUGUGCCGACGUACUCGCAGGAUCCGUUCGAGGAUUUCCGGCGGUCGAUGCAGGAGAUGGUGGAGGCCCGCCGGUUGGUUGACGUCAGCGCCGAUUGGGACCACUUGCACGAGCUACUCACGUGCUAUCUUUCCUUGAACCCGAAGAGCGCUCACAAGUUUAUUGUCCGUGCUUUCUCCGACCUCCUCGUUUCUAUGAUGGCGCCGCCACCAACGAAGAACGGUGGCCGGGGAUAGGCCGGGAAGCGGCGGUUGUUGUAGCAUUUCCGCGGCAGAGUAUGUGAAUGUUAGAGCAAUGUUACGAUGAGAUGGUAAUCAAAGAUGGUCACUAAAGUAUUAUCGGUUAUUUUAUAUAUGUUGUUAAUUUAUUGUCUUUUAACUGUUAUUUUGGGGUAAAUGGAUUUCGUUUCUCUCAUA